UCUGGCUGUGUCUCUCUGUCUCCCGUUCAGCAUUGCCUUCUCUCCGCACAGCAACCGACACCCCAGCUAAGUUGCGCAUUGACCCUUACCGGCUUUCUCCGUAGACCGCCCAUGGAGGCGUUUUGUGGAGAUGCAUACUGGAGAGUUAUCCCCGGAAUAUGUGCGAACUAGUUGUAUGUGUGGGUUAAGCUUGUUUGCAUUCGAGAGUCUACAAGAUUUUCGGUCUGGGGUCCCGUCUUUACUGGGCAUUCCCAGUAUAUCCGUUGUAAGACCUUGGCUCUACGUGAGGUAUAUAUAGCUUUCCAAACCCAGCCUGACAGACGACUAUAUCACAACGUCUUCUUUCCACCCUUCCUAUCGAUUGAUCAAUAUCUGGAGCGAGCACCAGAGCCCCAAAGUCGUCACUCGGAUGCGUUAGCAGUCGCCAACCUUCACCAUGGGCUACACAACUUAUUGGAGGAAGCUCUCAGCUUCACAGCUCAACAUCGCUAUUCAGGCUUUCUCCCUGAUCUCCAUUUUCUUUGAAGGCUAUGACCAAGGUGUGAUGGGCGGUGUCAACAGUUCGCCACGCUACGUCGAGGAAGUGGGCAUCGGUAACUCGGAUGGCAAGAUCACCGAUACCUUACACGAAGGUGGUAUCGUCUCUAUCUACUACCUUGGCUGUAUAGUGGGCAGUUUUGUAGGCGGAUGGUUAGCCGAUCGCAUUGGUCGCAUUAAUGGUCUUUGGAUUGGUGCUGUCUUUGCUCUAGUCGGUGGUGCUCUUCAGGCUGCUACACAAUCCUCCGAUUUCAUCCUCGUUGCUCGCAUAGUCACUGGCCUUGGAACUGGUGCACUCACCGGUAUCACCCCUGUGCUUGUUUCCGAGACCUCUUCGGCUUCCCACCGCGGUGGUUUUCUUGGAUACGUUUUCAUCGCCAACUACUUGGGCAUCUCGGUUGCCUACUGGCUCUCAUUCGGCCUUGCUUUCAUAAACAAUGGCUACUCUGAUAUACGCUGGCGAUUCCUUCUGGCAUUCCAGUGCAUCCCAGCCCUACUUCUCCUUCUUGGAAUAAAGGCGCUUCCAGACUCUCCCCGUUACCUUGCAUCCGUUGGUCGUUAUGACGAUGCGCGUGAGGUUCUUACCCAUGUCCGCGGCGGCUAUACACCUGAUGUUGAGCAGGAAUUCCUCGAAAUUGUUGCUGUGGCCAAAGAGAGUAAGCCUAGCUCCCCUGUGGAGUUCGCUAAAAUUCUCAUCGGUCGGAGUGGCAAGCCUGGCGCUCACUUGGGCCGCCGCGCCUGGCUCUGUUUGUUACUGCAGAUUAUGGCUUCUUGGAGUGGUAUCACUGCUGUCACCGCAUACUCUCCCACACUGCUACGGGCUGCGGGCUACUCCACACUUACCCAGAAUGGCUUGGCCGGUGGUCUCAACACUGUUGGCAUUAUUGGAACAAUCAUCUCUGCUAAUAUUGUGGACCGUCUCGGACGCCGCAAGUGUCUGAUGCUGGGCUCGUUUGGGCUUUUUGCUGUCAACUUGAUCGCUGCCUCGCUAUACGAAGCGUCUCGGUCCCAGCCUCAAAAUGCAGGGUCAUUUGCGCCUGCGGCCGUCGCCAUGCUGUUCCUUUUCAAUCUAAUCUACGCGUCGACCUGGGGCACCGUCGCUUUCUUGAUCCCCACUGAGAUCUGGAGCUCCGAUAUGCGCGCACAAGGAAACGGGUUCGGUAUCACAGGCUGGGCUAUCGGCGUUGGUAUGACCGUCCUAGUCAACCCGGUCAUGUUCGCAAAGCUAGAAAACCGCACGUACUUCCUUUUUGCUGGUCUUAACUUACUCUGGAUCCCCGUCGUAUACCUCUUCUACCCGGAAACCGCGGGUCGCUCCCUCGAAUCUAUUGGCGCCCUCUUCUCGACGAAGAGCCCUUUCAACUGGCACAUGGAACAGGCCUACCGCAACCAGGGCGAGUUGCUGAAAAAGAAGGGCGUUCCUGAUGUCGAGCAUUCGGAUUAUUUUGAUAAAGACAAGGCUCUCGAGCUUGAAUCUGUUUGAGCGGCCCCUUCAGAUAUGUAUUGCAGAUUAGUGAGCUGCAUGCAUUGCGUUCACAAUAACAUAAACGAACUCUGGCGCAUAGAGAUAUAUGUUUUAGAUUAACUGGGCGUCGUACUUUGGUAUUGGUAGGGGUUGUUUGUGGGAAGGAGCUGCGUCUGUUUGUCGUUAGUGAACCCA
Alternaria alternata is the source of this 2197-nucleotide messenger RNA. Its product is annotated as major facilitator superfamily transporter sugar. Gene Ontology annotation, biological process: transmembrane transport; carbohydrate transport. NCBI's taxonomy places the organism in Eukaryota, Fungi, Ascomycota, Dothideomycetes, Pleosporales, Pleosporaceae. The transcript has 2 exons. The record is from RefSeq and is a predicted model, not a curated record. Gene Ontology annotation, molecular function: carbohydrate:proton symporter activity. Gene Ontology annotation, cellular component: membrane. Bases 437 to 2020 code for a protein of 527 amino acids.